Molecule: messenger RNA, 279 nt
Organism: Necator americanus (New World hookworm)
Lineage: Eukaryota; Metazoa; Nematoda; Chromadorea; Rhabditida; Ancylostomatidae
Exons: 1
Coding region: 1-279 (92 amino acids)
Source: RefSeq, a predicted model, not a curated record
AUGUUGUUAUCUUUGUAUCGAAGCUCUUCGAGACCUCGAACGCGAACCAGGGUGCACGGACAACCAAUUGAAGUCGUCGAAGAGUUCUGUUACCUGGGCUGUAUGCUGAAGAACAGCAGCAAUUAUGAGAAAGGUAUUCAGCAAGGAUGCGCUGAGGUCAUUUCCGCAUUCAACUACUUAACAAAAUGCCUGUGGUCGAUCUCCAUCCCCAACGAAGUCAAGCUGCGAGUCUACCUAUCCGCAAUUCGCCCUGUCAUGAUGUACGGAUCGCAGACUUGA